Messenger RNA from Phytophthora nicotianae INRA-310, 1994 nucleotides. RefSeq lists its product as hypothetical. Gene Ontology annotation, molecular function: phosphatidylinositol binding. Lineage: Eukaryota; Oomycota; Peronosporomycetes; Peronosporales; Peronosporaceae. The coding region runs from base 151 to 1623 and encodes 490 amino acids. The record is from RefSeq and is a predicted model, not a curated record. The transcript has a single exon.
CGGUUCAGCAGGCGAAAAAACUAGGAGAUCAUGGGUUAUCCACAUCGUAUUGUCUUCCGAGGGCAGCACUGGCUCACUUCGUGAUUUUCUGGAUCGAGCCGAGGCGGAUUGCAAAUCGACAAAUACGUUGAGAGCGCGGAAGUCGAAGCCAUGAGGGAGAUCGACGCUCGCGUCACCGGGUUCGACUACACCACGUUCCACGCCUACACGACCGAGGUGGAGGUGGACGGCCGCACUUGGACGCUGGCCAUCCGAUACAACACCUUCUACCAGUUCUACACGCGUCUCACGGCACUCGAGAAGCAUUUCAUGGUGGAGUUUCCGCCGAAAGGUGGAUUGUUCUUUUCACCGCCGCCUGAGGAGCGUCAGGAGCAAUUGGAUGAUUUCCUGCUGAGUACGCUCGCCUACUUUGACAUGCGGGGCCACCCCAAGCGCAUGGAAGCGCUACUAGGCGAGCUGCUGCAGAUCCCUGAGCAUUUGGAAUACAAGGACGACGAUGAGGAGCAUACAGCCAGCGAAGGCAGCUCCGUGGCUGAGGAGCUCCUUUUGGACACGCCCAUGCCCGGCCAUGACCACAAUGACUUCGAUGAGAGCGGCCACGAGGACGAUGACAACGAUGUCCAGGAGGACAAGUCCACCCCACAAAUCCUUGAAAAGGACAACCAAGUUGAAGCUGAUGUUGAAGUGGUCCAAGACAUAGAAGAGCUCAAGACGGAGGUCGUCGAAGGCGACAACCGUGAGCGUCCAGCCGAGCUCGACACGAACACGGACACCAUCGAGUUAGAAUUGGAGGAGAAGCCACGGAUGUCUGAGGUGGUUGCCAACGACUACAUCGCGAGACUUCGGCGUCAAACGCUCGUUAAUGGAGCCAUCCAGGCCGCAGUGGUGUCAACGAUGAAAGAAAACGUUGAGAAAUCCAAGGCUUUUAAGGUCGAGAAGGAUGUUGGAGAGCAGGAGAUCGCCACCAAUUCCCCGGUUCCAGAGAUGAUCCCAGUUAAGGAGGAAAAGCCUGCUGCAUUUGAGAAGGCAGCAGUACAGACCCAGAGCACCGCCACUAGGACGGAAACGAAGCCGACAGUCGCUAACACUACGGUAUCCGAAGACAUCUUUCCUGCCGUUGAAGAAGCAGUUGUCGAAGUACAAGAGCCAAUCGAAGUGGCUAGUACCGAAAGCUCCAUCGAGGCGGAUCUUACAGCAGUCUCAGUGGAAUAUAUUCAGGAAGAUGACUCGUGCUUGGAGGAGAGUGAUGCCAAUCCAAGCAAGAAGGAAGCCGACGGUGAGAACCCCGUGGUGAGAUGGUUCAUGGGAACGUUAGGUCUUUCAGCAGCUGAUAAAGAGGAGCAGGACGCCGCCGCUAAGAAGGAACAAGAGGAGAAGGAGGCUGCUAUUCGAGUUCAGGCUGAGGCCAAAGCUCGAGAGGAGGCAGCAGCAGCUGAAGCGAAGGCGAAGCUCGAGGCUGAGGCUAAGGAAGCGGCCGAGGCCGAACUCCUGCGCGCUGAACAAGAACUUAACCUGCGCCUCAUGCCGUAUCGACACCCGGUUUUCUUCCAGGCGUUCAACUGCGACGUGGGUACGUCGCGCUACUCCUUAGCGGAGCGCCCUAGCAACGGCAUCGUCGUGUGAGCCGGCACCAUCGAAGAAAUGUAAAGUAAUGCAAGUAGUGCAUCCGUUGCUCGUAAGUUAACCUGUUUCAAGCACAGCUCGAAUUAUUCCUCAUUGAAUUCAACGUGCACUGUCAAGUGGAGGCUGCAGUUCCUAAUGUUAUUGACCGCUUCUGCAGCCAGAGAUCACACGGCAAAGCCACCCACGCGCAAAGAUCGCAAAUGGAAAUGCAGCUUGUGCGCGCUGGGUAUCCUCACUGCAGCAGAGCGACGAGCAAUUCGGUCUGUCGUGCGCGUGCUAGCGUUCGCCGAAGCUUAUUGCGGGCAAUUGCAAGACGAAAGCAUUGGUUGCCGCGGCUCCGAACCCGGGCACCCACCGCGUCUGCUUUGACA